CAAGGAAAUAAAUGAUCGCUAAAAACAAAGUGCAGUAGCCAUCAAUAACUUAUGCUCAAUUGAAACAAAAUCUAUCAGACCAGAGAUGUUUUUACAAUUGUUUGAACUUAUUUAUACCCCAGUUUUUAUUUAUACCCUAGUUCUUUCAGUACCAACCAUGGUGGCACCAAGAGGAGUCACUUCCUAUAUAACUUUACUGAUUGAUUAUUUCCUUUUCAAACUUUAAUUUGUAGAUGUCCUUUUAGCAAAAGAAGUAUGGGAGAAGUGGUUCAUACUUUGAUUGGACACACAAAUGAUGUUAAUUGUUGUGCCUUUUCAUCUAACAAUAAAGUGUUGGCUUCUGCUUCUGGGGAUAAGACAAUUCGUUUGUGGAAUGUAAAAGAUGGUAGUGAAAUUGAAUGCUCGCCUUUGGUGGGACAUAGUUAUUCGGUUAUAACUUGUGCCUUUUCACCCUUUGGAUCUAUACUCGCCACAGGCUCUCAAGACUCUACAAUUAUAUUAUGGAAUGCAGAUACUGGAGAACUAAUGAAAACUUUGCAAGGACACAAAGGCACAAUAAAAUGUUGUGUUUUUUCACCAAAUUCACAAUACUUGUUGACAGCAUCAUCAGAUGAAACAUUGCGUGUGUGGAAUCUUAAAUCAUACCAAAUUAUUCGUGUUUUUAAGGGGCCUGACUGUAGUUUAAAUACAUGUCGAUUUACACCAGAUGAUUUAUACGUUGUUGCUGGUUCAGUAUACGGUGAUAUACGAAUAUGGGAUUUCAGUUCAGGGAAAUGUGAAGACAUGUUUCAAGCGCAUGAUACAGGGUUAUGUGGUGUUGGAAUAACUGGGUGUGAUUUCUCACCAACAUUUGGUGCAGCAGACUCAACAUUUGCACUUGGGGGUGGUCAAUCUCCAUGUUUUUUACUUGCAACAUGUGGUGGAGAUAAUUUGGUAAAACUGUGGCAUGUCUACACAGCUUCAGCAUACUCUCUUAAAUGCAAUUUUGAGCCAACUGCAUCCUUGGAGGGACAUCUUGGCCAUGUAUAUGAUUGCAGAUUUUCUGCAGACGGCCGUUCCUUAGCAUCUUGUUCCUCAGAUAAAACUGUGAUCAUUUGGGAUCCAAUUGGUAAAAAACUUCUGUCCAAGUUAUCAGGACAUUCAAGAUAUGUAUCCACAGUGGUGUUCUCCCCAAAUGGCUUUUACUUAGCAACUGGAUCAAAUGACAAAACCGUGCAAGUCUGGGAACUAAAUAAUGUUCAACCAGCUGUUCCAGUUGAUUGUAACAAUCAACCAGUGCAACAGGAAAUCAAACAACAGAAGUUGUUAAGAACAUGGUCAAUUGAGGAUGUUUGUUCUUGGUUGCAUAAUAUUGGACUUGAACAAUAUGUUGAAAUAUUUCGCACUAAUGCAAUAGAUGGUACUGAACUUUUGCAAAUAACCGAUGAUAUGUUAAUGACAGGGCUGGGAAUUGGACCCCUUGGUCAUCGGAAUAAGAUUCUCAGGGAAGUAAAAUCCAUCAGGAAAUCUGAAACGGAAGGAAAUAUUCCUGACGAGUUUUUAUGUCCAAUUACACGUGAACUGAUGUCUGAUCCAGUUUUGGUCGCAGAUGGUUUCACUUACGAGAGAUCUUCAAUAACGGCGUGGAUAAAGUCAGGAAAAAGUACGAGUCCUAUGACGAAUAGACCGAUGCAGCAUACCAAUUUAAUACCCAAUCGUUCCUUAAAAAGUGCCAUUAUGAGAUACUUUGGACCUGCACCUUUGGAGUUUUGCGUGUGAUCAUGCGAAAAUAAUUUCCAAAAAAAUUGAUGCGACGCCUUCUUCGUUGGGUGGUGUGGAUUUGAAACAUAUAUGUAGCGUAUUUAUAUUUCAAGUAUACGCGAAAAAUACCGAAGAACAAAAGUGGUGGUGAAGAGCGCAUGGUGGACAUUUGCUAAUUAUACAUUAAAACAAAAAUUAUUUGCAAGGAUCAAAUAUUGUUUAAUUGGGUUAAUAUUUUGAAUAUUUUAGCGCACAUUUGUGGAGUACAAAGAUCGCUGGGUUUUUAAAGACCAUUAAGGGUUAUAGUCCGUAGUUACAUCACAGUUUAUGCACUUGGUACCGUAUUGCGCCCUUUUUCGACGACCCGUAAUAACGCGCGUUUUUCUUACGUCGAACUUUGAUAGUAAAAAUUUGUUCAGGCGUAAACUCUUCAAGUUUCUUGGCAAAGAGGGCGUGGGCGUGAAAAAGACAGAAAUGCACGCAGUGUUGAUGAAAACGAAUAAGUAGUUAUAGUUUUUAUUUUUAUUACUUUUUUUUUCUCACAUGCAAUCGUAAAUUAUAUAUAUUGUAAAAAUAAGUUUAUAAACUAAUUUAAAAUGGAAUAUAUAAUGAAAAUUACCAAA
Molecule: messenger RNA, 2363 nt
Organism: Hydractinia symbiolongicarpus
Lineage: Eukaryota; Metazoa; Cnidaria; Hydrozoa; Anthoathecata; Hydractiniidae
Product: WD repeat, SAM and U-box domain-containing protein 1-like
Exons: 10
Coding region: 256-1758 (500 amino acids)
Biological process (GO): protein ubiquitination
Molecular function (GO): protein binding; ubiquitin-protein transferase activity
Source: RefSeq, a predicted model, not a curated record